Messenger RNA from Xenopus laevis (African clawed frog), 886 nucleotides. RefSeq names its product DIRAS family GTP binding RAS like 2 L homeolog (gene diras2.L). Gene Ontology annotation, molecular function: GTPase activity; ribonucleoside triphosphate phosphatase activity; GTP binding. Gene Ontology annotation, biological process: signal transduction. Gene Ontology annotation, cellular component: membrane; plasma membrane. NCBI's taxonomy places the organism in Eukaryota, Metazoa, Chordata, Amphibia, Anura, Pipidae. The record is from RefSeq and is marked provisional.
GCCACUGUGUGGAGCAGCACAAAGCAAAUCCAGCAGCAGCCACAGUAACAAUCAAGUCUGACACCGCACAGCAGAUUUAACAGCAGUGAUCUGUCACAGAGAGGACAUCUCUUGGCCACCCGGAUCAACAUUAACAAGAAGACCGCUUGCCUUGUAUUAUGACUGUAAAACACUGAGGAAGUGUGUGCGACUGAUCUGCUUUUAUCAGGUGUUUCUCCAUAUAGACAUCUGAUUCACUGAAGAAAAUGCCAGAACAAAGUAAUGAUUACAGAGUAGUGGUGUUUGGAGCUGGAGGAGUUGGUAAAAGUUCUUUGGUACUACGGUUUGUUAAAGGCACCUUUAGGGAAAGUUACAUCCCAACAAUUGAAGACACCUACAGACAAGUGAUCAGUUGUGACAAAAGUAUAUGUACUUUGCAAAUAACCGAUACCACGGGGAGCCAUCAAUUUCCAGCCAUGCAGCGUCUGUCAAUAUCAAAAGGACAUGCCUUUAUUUUGGUUUAUUCCAUCACCAGCAGGCAAUCCUUGGAGGAACUGAAGCCAAUUUAUGAACAAAUUUGUCAGAUAAAAGGGGAUGUAGAGAGUAUCCCUAUAAUGCUGGUCGGAAACAAAAGUGAUGAAAGCCAAAACAGAGAAAUGGAUAGCUCGGAAGGAGAGGCAAUGGCCAAAAAAUGGAAAUGUGCCUUUAUGGAGACAUCUGCUAAGAUGAAUCACAAUGUGAAAGAGCUGUUUCAGGAGCUGCUGAACCUUGAGAAACGCAGGACUGUGAGCUUACAGAUUGAUGGCAAGAAGAGCAAACAGCAAAAAAGGAAAGAGAAACUAAAAGGAAAAUGUGUGGUCAUGUAAAGAACAAAUCUGCACCACAACCUUCACAGCACUUCAGAAAA